CAGUUCAUCGCGGGUCUUGUCAACGAGUGGUCGGUUGAAGUGAAGAAAAGAAUACAAAAAUCCAUUUGUUGGCUGCUGACCAUGAAAUGGAAAGUCUUCUGCUAGCACUGACACUGAGUACAGGACAAGAGGAAAGCUAAGGGUGCAAGUGCCACAAAAGAAUUCCGUUUGGACAUUGAGUGGAAGACUCUAGAGGGAUCCAAAGAAAACUUCAGACAUGGAACAAGGGGGAACUGUUGAGCCAGUGUUGGCAGCUGCUGUGCCUUCAGAGGCAGCGCCUGUGGCACCCAAACCUGUUGCUGCCACCGUGCCGCCAGUUACAGCUCCUGUUCCCGUUGUUACUGCAGCCCCUGUUGUUGCUGCUCCGACCGUCACUUUGCCGCCAGUUGCAGUCCCCACACUUGCUGCAGCACCAUCAGUUGCCACUCCGGCAGCAGUUGCUGCUCCUAUAACCCAAGCUGCUGCUCCGACUCCAGCGGCAUCAAUUCCUUCACCGAUACCGAUUGCUGCCGCUCCUAUUAUCCCAGUUUCUGCCCCGACUCCAACUGUUGCUACCGGUACUGUUGCACCUGCAGCUGCUGCUACAGUUGUGGCUCCAGCUCUUGCUGCUGCUGCUGCUGCUCUUCAGAUAGCUCCACCAAUUCCAGUACCAGUGGCUGCCGUAAUAGAAACGCCUGUGGCUACUCCUACUGUCCACGCUGCGGUGGCUACUGCAAAACCUGCUUCUGUUGCUGCUGCAGAAACACCAUCGGCUUUCCAGGAACCAGCCGUAGCCGCCGUGCCAACUUCUGUCCAGAUUACGGAGUCUGUUCCAGCCACUGCAGAAUUACCAGUGCCAGUCCCGGAGGUAGCUGUAGCCGCCGUAGAAACUACAGAGCUCCCAGCUGUGUGCGAGACAAUUGGAUCGGAACCCGUUAUUGCAGCCGUCGAAGCUCCCGAAGCAAUACCAGCUCCGGUUGUUGCUGGCGUCGCAGAAACUGCUAUCCCUUCUGCUACCGUCGAAGCUCCAAUUAUUACGGCUGCGACUCCCUCGGUAGUGCAGGCAAUGGCUUCAGAGCCAAUUCUUGCUGCCGUCAUAGAAACUCCAGCAAUUCCAGCCGCUGAACCUGCAGCGUUGAUCGUGGAACAGGCUGCUGCUGUUGCAGAUAUACCCAUUCCCUCGUCCGUUCCGGAGCCUGUUAUAGCCGUCGUAGAAGCUCCAGCUCCUGCCCCCAUUCCACCCGAACCAAUCAUCGAACCAACUCCACUUCCUACUGACGAAACAUUAGAAGUUAUUUUGCAACCAGCUGCAGUGGUGCCCGUGUCCAUUCCGGAGUCAGUUAUUGCAACCGGAGAAGUUCCCAAGUCGGUUCCGGUCGAACCGGUUAUUGUUACCGAAACAUCUACCGUACCUGCAGAGGUUCCAGUCGCUCCAGUCGUGAUGGAAACGCCAGAAGUUUGUCCAAGCCAAGCUGCAUCCGCGGAGGCAGUUGUUGCUCCUGAAGCGGUGUCAACUCCAUCUCCCGAAUAUAUUGUCCAAAUUCCCACACCCACUCCAGAAACAGUUCUGGCUGCUACUCCAGCUGCUCCAGUAACAGUCGAAGUUCCACCUGUGGUACCGGAACCAGCUCCAGUGUCAACUGUAGAUCCAGUAACUUCUGCACCUGUUUCCAUUCCUCAACCGGUAAGUCCUGAGGCGCCAGUGACUGCAGCUGUUAUAGAAUCGCCAGUAGCUGUAGAUGUUAUAGAAGCACCAGUCACUGCAGCUGUUACAGAAACGCCAGAGGUCAUUGCUAGUUCAGAGAUUCCACAAGCUGCCGAGGAGCCAAAAACUCUAACACCGCAACCAGCAGCUGCAGAAACUGCUGCUGUGGCCACUAUUGAAGUUCCAGAUGCAGCUACAGAGAUUGCUGCCGAUGUAGAAGCUCCGGCAAACAUAUCGGAACCAUCUACUGAAACCAUUGUUCCUGGUGCCGAAAUUAUAGCUACCGAACAACCAUUAGUUGCUGGUGUAGAAACUUCCUUACCGGAGGUACUGGAUGCAGUAGCUUCUCGUGAUGCCGAAGUACUGACUCCAGAACCAAGUGCUGCUUCUUCUACCCCAGAGACACAACCACCUACCAUUAUUGAAACCCCAGAAGCUAUUGAAGUGGCUGCCAAACCUACCCCGGAACCUGCUGCUGAGAUCUCCGAAACUGUUGCACCAGAAGUUUCCGUAACUAGCUCCCCUCCAGAUGCUGCCGAUGCCGCUGCAAAAGAACCAAUCGAUUCUCCAUCCACUGAUCUCAGCUCCGUCCCAGUAGCCAAGAUAACGCCCUUACUGAGGGAUCUACAAACGACAGAUGUGUCGCUGUUGGCCAUUGCGGCUACCCUAGAUGCCAUUGGGGAGAAGCUGAAGGACCAAAAGGCUCGCAAUCAGCAAGUCAUGGACAGACUCUGCGAAAUCGAAAAAAUACUAGGUCCUCCAAAACAAAACUAACUAAAGCAACUAACUAACUGUUACUAGGAUCGAGUGAAUUAUAAUAAAGUUGAAAAUUAUAUAAA
This is a messenger RNA of Drosophila guanche, 2523 nucleotides long. Its product is annotated as calphotin. The transcript is spliced from 3 exons. The record is from RefSeq and is a predicted model, not a curated record. Bases 218 to 2458 code for a protein of 746 amino acids. NCBI's taxonomy places the organism in Eukaryota, Metazoa, Arthropoda, Insecta, Diptera, Drosophilidae.